AUGGAGACGCCCCCCAAGCUUACACUUGGCGCCUGCGGGUGCUCUCGCAUCCUCAGGGAGACUACAGUUGCGGAGGCGCGCCAGCAGCGCUGCCGUUGUCUUUUAAACCGGCACUGACUUGGCAUCCGUGGCUGAAACCGGGUUUCCUGACUCAAAUGGGUGAUGAAAAGGAUUCUUGGAAAGUGAAAACUUUAGAUGAAAUUCUUCAAGAAAAGAAACGAAGGAAGGAGCAAGAAGAGAAGGCAGAGAUAAAACGCAUGAAAAAUUCUGAUGACCGGGAUUCGAAGCGGGACUCCCUGGAAGAGGGGGAGCUGAGAGAGCACCGCAUGGAGAUAACGAUCAGGAAUUCACCCUACAGGAGAGAAGAUUCAAUGGAAGAUCGAGGAGAGGAGGAUGAUUCCUUAGCGAUAAAACCACCACAGCAAAUGUCACGGAAGGAAAAAACCCAUCACAGGAAGGAUGAAAAGAGGAAAGAGAAACGGAGACAUCGGAGCCAUUCAGCAGAAGGGAAGCAUGCCAGGAUGAAAGAAAAGGACCGUGAACAUGAACGUAGGAAGAGACAUCGAGAAGAGCAGGAUAAGGCUCGUCGGGAGUGGGAAAGGCAGAAAAGGAGAGAAUUGGCUAGGGAGCAUUCCAGAAGAGAGAGGGAUCGUCUGGAGCAACUUGAGCGGGAACGGGAAAGGAAAAUCAGAGAGCAGCAAAAAGAGCAGAGGGAGCAAAAAGAGCGGGAAAGGCGAGCAGAAGAAAGGCGCAAGGACCGGGAAGCCAGAAGAGAAGUUUCUGCCCACCAUAGAACAGUGAGGGAAGAAUAUGGAGAUAAAAUAAAAAUGAGACCUUGGAGUCGCAGCCCGCUACGCCAGCAGAGAGACAAGCUUGAGCAAGGAGAUGGCAGGAAGCCAGUAAAGGAGGAGAAACCAGAAGAAAGAGACCUCCUGUCAGAUUUGCAAGACAUCAGUGAGAGCGAGAGAAAAACGAGCUCAGCAGAAUCUUCAUCAGAAUCUGCAUCUGAUUCAGAAGAGGAGGAAGAGGAGUCCACUAGCGAAGAAUCAGAAGAGGAAGGAGAAGAGGAAGAGGAGGAGGAGGAGACUGGAAGCAAUUCUGAGGAAGUGUCUGAACAGUCAGCUGAAGAGGUGAGCGAAGAAGAAAUGAGUGAAGAGGAAGAAAGGGAGAAUGGAAACCACAUUCCAGUUGUUACAGAGUCAAGGUUUGACCGAGAUUCAGCAGGGAGCGAAGGAGAAGAGGAGGAAGUCGGAGAGGGCACUCCACAUUCCAAUGCCAUGACAGAGGGAGAUUAUGUCCCAGAUUCUCCAGCUUCAUCUCCCAUUGAGCUAAAGCAAGAGCUGCCCAAGUACCUUCCUGCACUCCAGGGAUGUCGUAGUGUGGAGGAAUUUCAGUGUUUGAACAGGAUUGAAGAGGGAACAUAUGGUGUGGUGUACAGAGCAAAAGACAAAAAAACUGAUGAAAUUGUGGCUCUGAAGCGGCUGAAAAUGGAAAAGGAAAAAGAAGGCUUUCCCAUUACUUCUCUAAGAGAAAUCAACACCAUUCUGAAAGCGCAGCAUCCAAAUAUUGUCACUGUCAGAGAAAUUGUUGUGGGCAGCAAUAUGGAUAAAAUCUAUAUUGUAAUGAACUAUGUAGAGCAUGACCUCAAGAGUCUGAUGGAAACCAUGAAACAACCAUUUUUACCAGGUGAAGUGAAAACCUUGAUGAUUCAGUUAUUGCGUGGAGUGAAGCAUCUUCAUGAUAACUGGAUACUUCAUCGAGACUUGAAAACCUCCAAUCUACUGCUCAGUCAUUCAGGCAUUUUAAAAGUUGGGGAUUUUGGAUUGGCUCGAGAGUAUGGAUCCCCUCUGAAGCCUUACACACCUGUAGUUGUGACACUAUGGUACCGGGCACCAGAGUUAUUACUUGGAGCCAAGGAGUAUUCCACUGCAAUAGACAUGUGGUCAGUAGGUUGUAUAUUUGGAGAACUAUUGACUCAGAAACCACUGUUUCCAGGAAAGUCAGAAAUUGACCAGAUUAACAAAGUGUUCAAGGAACUAGGUACUCCCAGUGAAAAAAUCUGGCCCGGGUAUAAUGAGCUGCCAGCUGUAAAAAAGAUGACAUUCACAGAGUAUCCCUUUAACAACUUGCGCAAGAGGUUUGGGGCACUGCUGUCUGACCAAGGCUUUGAUCUCAUGAACAAGUUCUUGACCUACUAUCCAGGAAGAAGAAUCACAGCCGAGGAUGGUUUGAAGCAUGAGUAUUUCCGAGAGACUCCCCUCCCCAUUGAACCGGCCAUGUUUCCAACAUGGCCAGCAAAAAGUGAACAACAAAGAGUGAAACGUGGUACAAGCCCACGACCACCAGAGGGAGGCCUUGGAUAUAGUCAGUUGGGUGACGAUGAUCUGAAGGACACAGGCUUUCACUUGACUACCACAAAUCAAGGAGCAUCGGCAGCAGGCCCUGGCUUCAGCCUCAAGUUCUAAAAUUAGUGCAAGGAGAUUUAAAAAAAAAAAAAAAAGAGAGGUACUGAGACAGAGAUUGAGCGCUUUUGACUUCAACCGCGUCACUACUGGAAGUAGGUAGCCGGGUGUGCCAGUUCUGUUCCUCAUAUUGGAAAGGCACGAUGCUUUUCACAGAAACCUCCAGUUGUCCGUCGCUGGUUAGAAGGCGCUUGCUGAGUGUGGA
Gavialis gangeticus (Gharial) is the source of this 2667-nucleotide messenger RNA. RefSeq names its product cyclin dependent kinase 11A (gene CDK11A). Gene Ontology annotation, cellular component: nucleus. NCBI's taxonomy places the organism in Eukaryota, Metazoa, Chordata, Crocodylia, Gavialidae. The transcript has 20 exons. The coding region runs from base 156 to 2465 and encodes 769 amino acids. The record is from RefSeq and is a predicted model, not a curated record. Gene Ontology annotation, molecular function: ATP binding; cyclin-dependent protein serine/threonine kinase activity. Gene Ontology annotation, biological process: regulation of mitotic cell cycle; protein phosphorylation.